Oikopleura dioica is the source of this 3198-nucleotide messenger RNA. Lineage: Eukaryota; Metazoa; Chordata; Appendicularia; Copelata; Oikopleuridae. The record is from the annotation of a GenBank genome assembly.
AUGAAGCUCUCAAGUUUGGUGAUGCUCAGCGCCUCAGAAGCAGCUUGGAAACACAAGUUCGAAAAGCUCAAAAAGUUGGAAGAAACUGAGCUUUCUGCGUCAGAAUCGCUCUUCAGAAGUGCUCGAGCGGGUAAUCCCUGCUCGGAUGAUUUGAGAGAACAAACAGGCAACCAUCCAAUUGAGAACGGCUACUGGAACUGUCCGCUUCUCGACCAAGAUGAGCCUACAAUCAGGUGCUACCCGAAAUGCUAUGAUCCAAACGCAGAAGGAAAUUGGAAAAAGGCCUCUAUCCAGGGUCAAUGUAGAAACCCAACUAGAAUAAAAAAGAAAAACGUUACUGAUAACAUGAAAUGCGCCGUCCCAGUCGACAAGUGCGAUGAAAAGCUUGCAACGCUUUCAAUCACCAAGGGUCACCUAGCUUUCAAUUCACAAGACAGCAAAAAGAAGAAGUACAAUUUGUGGUGCGAAGGAUCUGGAACCAGCGCAGGGCUUGUUCUCUGCAACAGGAAAAAUGGAAGCUUCAGCUCCAAGCAGCUGGGCAAGAACUGGCAGGAGACAUGCAACCAGUUCCAGUGCAACGAAUGGGAUGCCAUGACCAAUUACCCGAUCGGAGACGGAAAAUGGAACUGUCAGAAAAGAGGCACCAUAAUCAAAGGAUGCAAAGCUGUUUGUAACGACAAAAGCAAAAGAGUUCGAUUCCAGAUUGCGUGCGACAAGAAUGGCUGGAGAUACAAGAAGAAUGCACAUCUAGCGCAUGAAACUUGCUCUCCAGAACCCCCUACAGAGCCACCAACUGAACCACCAACUGAACCACCAACCGAGCCACCGACAGAGCCACCAACCGAGCCACCAACUGAACCACCAACUGAACCACCGACUGAGCCGCCGACGGACCCACCAACUGAGCCACCGACGGAGCCACCAACUGAGCCACCGACCGAACCACCAACUGAGCCACCAACUGAGCCGCCAACUGAGCCUCCGACUGAACCCCCAACUGAUCACUGUUCCGGACCCGAAGGUGUUGAAGCAUCCAGUCCUUCCAGCGUCAACAUCCAAUCCGACUCCUGGCUCGAUUACGAGUCUGCUCUCAAGAAGAGCAUCCUCUUUUACGAAGCUCAAAUGUCCGGAGAGAAACCGUCCUGGUCACGAAUCCCUUGGCGCGGGGACUCAGCCCUCCACGAUGGUUGCGAAGUCGGAGUUGAUCUAACUGGCGGUUUCUACGACGCUGGAGAUCACGUCAAAUUCAAUUUUCCAGCCGCUUUCGCUCUCAACACUUUAGCUUGGGGCAUGGUUCAAUACGAGGAUAAUUAUAAAGCUGCUGGGGAGUUCAAUAACUCGAAGAGGAUUAUUGACUGGGGUGUCGAUUUCUUCAAGCGUUGUCAUACCGGACCUAACGAGCUUUGGGCUCAAGUUGGCGAUGGCAAUGCAGAUCAUUCCGUUUGGAUUCGCCCGGAGCAGAUGUCAAUGGACCGACCAGCCGUAAAAAUCGAUGCGAGUAAGCCUGGUUCCGAUCUCGCUGGACAAACUGCAGCCUUUUUCGCCUCCGCUUCACUGCUCUACAAAGACUCCAAUCCAGCCGAAGCGACCGAUCUACUCAGAAGAGCUCGAGAGCUGCUCGAUUUUGCCGACAACCAUCGGGCUAAAUACUCCGACAGUCUCGACCUUGGCAAUUUCUACACAUCCUGGUCUGGCUAUAAAGACGAACUGGUUCUCGCUGGUGCUUGGAUCGCAAAGGCAUCGAGAGAAGUUGAGCCAAUCAAGUUUACAAGUGACGUCGCUAGAGCAAAAAGUUUGGCGAGCGCUAAUGAUCUCGGCUGGGGAGGAGAGUAUUCUUGGGACAACAAGACUCCAGCAGCGAAUCUUCUCAUGUAUGAAAUUCUCAAUGCCGCUGGCGACUCUCAGAAAAGUGCUUACCAGUCGAAGAUCGCUGGAUUUGUCAACAAUCUCAAAGCAAAAUCGAAGUCCCCAGGAGGAAUGGUCUUCAUUCAAGAGUGGGGAAGCGCUCGACAUGCAGCUAAUGCCGCCUUUAUUGCAAAAUUAGCGACGGACGCUGGAGUUGCUGAUGGAGAGAGCUUUGCAAAGGGACAACUUGACUAUCUUCUCGGCGAUGGGCCAAGCGGACAUCCACUUAUUAACGGCCAGCAGGCUUCUUAUAUGGUCGGCCAUGGAGACAAGUUCGCCAAUCAGCCUCACCAUCGAGCCAGUUCUUGCCGACCUGCUAGCGAGGGAGCCUGCGACUGGUCGGAUAAAAAUGUUAGCGGUGCUAACAGAUUCCGUCUGAAUGGCGCCUUGAUCGGUGGUCCACGAACUGCAACGGACAACUUCGUAAACGACCGAAGCGACUACGUCACAAACGAGGUCGCGCUGGAUUACAACUGCGGAUUUCAAGGACUUAUCGCCGCUUACAUCGGAAGUCCAUCCACGACAGCACCACCAACCGCUCCUCCAGCGACGACAACAACAACAAAAGGAGGAAACGGCGGAACUGGUGGAACUUGCGAUGUGCUGGCCAAUACUGGAGAUUUCACUCAAUACGAUAAGACGACGUCUUUCACUGGAAAUUGCGAAUUCGCAUUUGACUCAAGUUCAAAUCUUGGAAUCACAAACUUUGUUGCUUUGCCCAAAUCUCAUGAAUACAACGACGGUCUCGCUUGUGGACGGUGCGUCAAGCUCAAAUGCUCGUGUGAGCAAUCGACUUUCCCUGGAGUAUGCUCAACUGGACAGGAUACAAUCGCUAUGGUCGCCGAUUCGUGCCCAGAGUGCCACUCUGGUGAUGUCGACUCUAACCUCGCCGUCUGGAACUCUGUCACUGGCAACGAGUCGCCUAGCCGAUUCGACGGCUCCUGGGAAUUCGUCGAAUGUCCUCCCGCCUUCCGGCCGAAUUCGAAGACCCAGCUUCGAUGGAAAACCGGAAGCAGCCAGUGGUGGCUCGGGCUUCAACCAACUAACUCCCGUUUCGGAAUUACUUCGAUAACCGCGACUAGCGCUAACGGCAGUUCUUUCGACCUUCCUCUUGGAAAGGGCAGUGUUGGCUUUUCCUUUUGGUUCUUAGCUGCCGAUCCAUUUUUCGCAACGAACACAUAUCCGAUGACGAUUACUGCGACAAAUACAGAAGGUGACUCGGCUUCAGGAACAAUUUCCUCGGCCAGUGAGAUUGUCGCAAAUACCUAUCUCAAUCUCGAUGCCCUUUUGUAA